Molecule: messenger RNA, 831 nt
Organism: Durusdinium trenchii
Lineage: Eukaryota; Dinophyceae; Suessiales; Symbiodiniaceae
Source: the annotation of a GenBank genome assembly
GCACUCUCACAGUCCCCCGCUCUCUUUUUUUCUGCAUGUUUUGUCAGGAGCUCAUCACCACAGGAGAGGCAGGCAAACACAUGUACUUCCUCGUCUCGGGUACCCUGAUCUAUACUCGCGAUGAUGACGAGCAUCAAGCCAUUACGACUACCCAACCUUGGUUGGUUGAGCCAGCUCUAUGGCUAAAAUGGCAGCAUGUUGGCACUGCGAGUAGCAGUUCUCAGAGUGAGCUCGUCUGCCUCGACGCAUUGAAAGUGCAGGACAUCCUCAAAGAAGAAGUGACAGUCCGCACAUAUGCGAAGAAAUUUUGGCGGUAUUUUCGAGAAGCUCCUGAGAUGCUCUCUGACAUUUGGAUCGAUGAGGAACAUGUGUACUCAUGGGCUGCUAGUGCUAUGAGCAUGGCCGAAGAGAUCCUGGGGACCGUCAUCCAACCUGAGCCGUUGAGCCCGAACUUUACAAGGUUUCUCAAUGGAUUGCGCCGCAUGAGCAAUGGCAUGCUACACCGCUUCUCCAUAGUCAGCUAUGUGAGCCAAAACAGUGGCAACGGAACAGGUCCUGGAAAGCUUCCUCCUCAACUGCAGGAGCUGGUUGAACGCAUGCAGCUUGCCCGCCAGGAGCAGGAGGCAGAGAGCAGAAGCAGCUCAUCAGGACUUGACGACAGCGACAGCGAUCGCGAGGCGCCACGGACCAAUCGCCAUGGCUCCAUUUGCCAUGUGGUGCCAGCACAGCCGCAUUGAGCCAGGUCAGUAAGAACCAGGCUGAGGGUACUCCGUUCUGGAUUCGACGAGUGUCUUGCUGCUUUUUCGCCCUUUCGCACCCUGACAUUCCGUU